AUGGCGAAGGACACAGCGAAUACACGGAGGCUCCGCAUCGCAUGCGACCGAUGUUAUGAUCUCAAGGAGCGAUGUGUUCGCGAGUGCGUUACAGCGACUUGCGUCAGAUGCGAGCGGUUGCGCUUGCACUGCUCAACUGACAGGCCAGUGCGCCCAUCUGGCCGUCGACCGCAACACGGUAAGCGGACGGUUUCGCAGAGGAGCUCGACGUUACUCAACAAAUCGGAACCAGCGUCAAUUGAUGUGAGCACCAAGUUGCAAUAUGUUCCCGACUAUGAUAUUUGCGCGGAGGAGAAAGAGCUGUUAAUGUUCUUGCUGGGUCAGCCUGAGAGAGUUCAGUCGCUAGUCGUGCUCCGCAGUUUUGCAAUCAUCGAACAACAGGCACUAGCAGCUUUGCUACCUUUUGCACUGCCAAUACUCAAGCAUGCUUACCUUGCAUGCGCUGUCUGGCUCAAAUCGCUCCAGUAUGGCACUGGCGAAGAAGUCGCUAGAAACGCGGGAGUCCUUUUCUCAUCCCCCGCCAUGAGCACAUUGCGUACACUCUCUGUCACGACCGAGCAGGACGCCACUCUGUGCCUUGCUCUCGGGAACACAUUGGCAUUCUUCGUCUAUUCGAGCAUUGGCUACGGCGUCGCAGAUAUCUGCCACUACUGCAUUAGUGCAGUGAGCCCAAUCAUAACUUCUACGCCACCAAGUUUGCCUCUGGAGUCAUGGAAAAGCUUCCUUGAACUUCUCGAGGUGAUGGAAUGUUUGACACAUCGCCGGUCGCCAACACCAAGAGCACUGCAGCAGCUACAAGAGCGCGUGGAUAGAAAGCUUGGCCUCUGCCUGCCUUUACUGCCACAUUUUCAGGAUCUCUGCAUCAUCAGCCAUUCCUUGUCAAACGAGACCGAUGCAAGUUGCAUAGCCCGCAUUCAUGCUCAGCUGGACAAAAUCUAUACCGCCGUGGAUGAAUGGAUCCCGUCGCACGCACGUCAGAUACUUGACCACUUCGACUCCACUGAGCUCGUCCAUCUUCUUGCGCAAGCUAAGGUUUACCGACUAGCUGCACUAUUGGUGGCUCAUAGGUUAAGACACGACUUUGGGAGCGAAGAUGACAAGGCUGAUGUCUGGUCAAAUGAAGUAAUGAGGGAGCUUGAGCUUACGAAGCAUAUGACGAAGCAACCGCUACGAUUCGUCACGCUACCGUUCAUAGUAGCAGCCAUUGAAGUCAGAGGUACGGAAGCGCGCGUUAGCACACUGCAGGCGGUCAAAGAUUACGUCGAUGGUUUUGCACCAGUCAUCCAGCGAGCGACGACAACUUUUCUCUCGCGGAUCUGGCAUGAACGAGAUAUCACGACGACAGCUCGUUGGUUCGAUUCAAUUUCUAAGCCAUGCGUUGUUUUGCAUUCAAUAGACACUGCUCUCUGUUCCUGA
Alternaria alternata is the source of this 1416-nucleotide messenger RNA. RefSeq lists its product as hypothetical. Lineage: Eukaryota; Fungi; Ascomycota; Dothideomycetes; Pleosporales; Pleosporaceae. The record is from RefSeq and is a predicted model, not a curated record. The transcript has a single exon. The coding region runs from base 1 to 1416 and encodes 471 amino acids.